Molecule: messenger RNA, 1185 nt
Organism: Colletotrichum higginsianum IMI 349063
Lineage: Eukaryota; Fungi; Ascomycota; Sordariomycetes; Glomerellales; Glomerellaceae
Exons: 1
Coding region: 1-1185 (394 amino acids)
Source: RefSeq, a predicted model, not a curated record
AUGGUCAAACUCGGGGCACUCUCUGCCCUCGCGCUCGGCCUCGGCGCCGUCGGGGCAGCCUCUUCAUCUGCCGAGGAUGGUGGCUGCGUUGGCGUAAACGCUGUGAGCGCGAGGUGCAGCCCUCAGGAAACUCUGCACAGCCGAGAGUUCUUCUACGUCGGAGGCCAGACCGCCUCCGACCCGACGGGCAACAUCACCGUCGGCCAGCUGUACGUCGAGAAGCUGACGCCCCUCAUCAAGCUCCGGCCGACCCCCUUGGUCUUCAUCCACGGCGGCGGCGUCUCGGGCACCACGUGGCUCAACACCCCGGACAACCGCCCCGGCUGGGCGACCUACUUCCUCAAGCAGGGCUACCAGGUCUACCUCAUCGACGCCAACAGCAUCGGCCGGUCGACCGUCAACAACCCGGCCGCCUUCAGCAUGGCCGUCGGCAUGUCUGACGAGUUCGUCGAGAUGGGCUUCACCGCCGUCAAGGCCUACAACACCUACCCUCAGUCCCAGCUGCACACCCAGUGGCCCGGCACGGGAAUGCGGGGGGAUCCCUUCUUCGAGCAGUUCCAGCAAAGCUUCAUCCCAUACACCAGCAGCUACGUCCCGCAGGAGCUGGCCGUGCGUGCCGCCGCCUGCGAGCUGCUCUCCCUCAUCGACGCACAGUCCUACCUCGUCUCCCACUCGCUGGGGUCCAAGUUCGCCAUCGGCAUCUCCAACGACUGCCCCGAGCACCUGGCCGGCAGCAUCAACAUCGAGCCCUCCACCAUCCCCUUCCGCGCCUACGGCUACGCCCUCGGCAGCACCGCCGCCAACCCCUGGGGCCUGACCAACACGCCCGUCGACUACGAGCCCGCCGUCUCGAGCGCCGCCGAGCUCAACGCCUCGGUCGAGUCCGUGGGCCAGGAGUCGCUGGCUCGCCGCAACUGCUACCGCCAGAAGGAGCCCGUCCGACGCCUCCCAAAGAUCGCCAGCGUCCCCUACGUCGCCCUGACCGGCGAGGCCAGCGUGCACGUCACCUACGACCACUGCAUCAUCGACUACCUGAAGCAGGUGGGCGGCCGGCCGGAGUGGAUCAAGCUGGGCGACAUCGGCAUCAGGGGCAACGGCCACUUCAUGCACCUGGAGAAGAACAGCCUCGACAUCGCCGCCGUCGUCCACUCUUGGAUCAAGAAGCAGCAAAACUGGUGGUGGUAG